Soboliphyme baturini is the source of this 690-nucleotide messenger RNA. NCBI's taxonomy places the organism in Eukaryota, Metazoa, Nematoda, Enoplea, Dioctophymatida, Soboliphymatidae. The record is from the annotation of a GenBank genome assembly.
AUGGACUGUACCCGUGCCGAGACUGCAGGUAUUAAUCUAGUGCCAAGUAUUUUCGAUUAUUCAAAUCAGCAUUCCGCGCCUUGCGGCUCAUCGUCGAACGUUCAGCCGUCGCAACAGAGCCGCUUUUCGACUUCGUGCAAAGGGGAGACGAAUGGUUUCAAGUACGUCGUAGCUUUCGACUCUAGCAUGGAUAAUGUUUACGGCAGCCACGGUGGCGAUUCGCUUCCUUUGAAUCCGAAAUUAAACGAUAUGCAGUGGUCAUCUUCUGUCCCGUCGAAUUCGUCACCGCUUUCGACUGGCCCUGUGCCAUUAUCGUUUACCACGUCAAACAGUUGCUUAUAUUCGUCACCGUUGCCAGCAGACAUCGCCUGCGGCGUCUUAGUCGAUUCGCGACGACUGUUGCCCAAAAGUGACAUCGCAAGGUACAGCAGGAACAGCUCAUUGAGAGCGCAGGCAGCGAAUAACCGUAAAUUCAAGCCUCCAAGCGCGGCUGAACUGCGUCGACGACGAAUCGCAGCCAACGAGCGUGAACGCAAGCGAAUGGACAGUCUGAAUUUUGCCUUCGACCAGCUGCGGGAUGUUCUUCCGUCUGUGGAGGCGGGAAAAAAUUUGUCAAAGAUUGAAACAUUGCUUAUGGCCCAGGAGUACAUCAGAGUGUUGCAGGAGCUUGUCAAAAAUGACAAAGUCUAA